Messenger RNA from Staurois parvus, 260 nucleotides. The record is from the annotation of a GenBank genome assembly. Lineage: Eukaryota; Metazoa; Chordata; Amphibia; Anura; Ranidae.
ACUGCUGGGCACAGGUGGGGGCACUGCUGGGAACGGGUGGGCGGGGCUAGUGGGCGCACUGCUGGGCGGAACUUGCGGGUGUCACUGCUGGGCACCGAUCAUCAGGGCACUGACCAUCACGUGAGGAAAGUACUGCCGAUAACCAGCAAUUGUCAGAGAACAGAUCGGUACUGAUCAUCAUUGCCCUGAUGAUCAGCGCCCAGCAGUGCCACCCACCUGUGCCCAUCAGUGCUCUGCAGUGCUGCCAAGCAGUGCCACCA